Ustilaginoidea virens is the source of this 210-nucleotide messenger RNA. RefSeq lists its product as uncharacterized. NCBI's taxonomy places the organism in Eukaryota, Fungi, Ascomycota, Sordariomycetes, Hypocreales, Clavicipitaceae. The record is from RefSeq and is a predicted model, not a curated record. Bases 1 to 210 code for a protein of 69 amino acids. The transcript is spliced from 2 exons.
AUGGAUGCUGUCAAGCAAGGUGCCACCUACGUCUCCGAGACUGUCAAGCAGGCCACCAGCGGUGUCUCCAAGGAGACCAACAAGGAGGUGGCCAAGGAUUCCGACGCCAGCAUCGGCACUCGCGCCUCUGCCGCCAAGGAUGCCCUCGGCGACAAGGUGAACGAGCACAAGCAUGAAGGCAAGGCCGCGGCCCACAAGCAGCAGAUCUAA